Molecule: messenger RNA, 1656 nt
Organism: Guillardia theta CCMP2712
Lineage: Eukaryota; Cryptophyceae; Pyrenomonadales; Geminigeraceae
Exons: 2
Coding region: 1-1656 (551 amino acids)
Source: RefSeq, a predicted model, not a curated record
AUGUCAAACACUUGCCUUGUUCCCCUCCUAGUGCUCACUCUGUCGACCGCUUGUCACUUGGAACCGUUGACCAGCAUCGUCAAAUUCUCGUCAUCAUGCAGACAUGUCUCGUCUGACGGGAGGACGACCCGCUUGGUCCUUCAUCUGCGAGGAGGGAGGCGAGGAGGGAGGCGAGGCAAGGAGAAGGCGGCGGACAAGAGCCAGAGGUCGAAGGCAAAGGGCAUGCUUGGCCUACAAGACUUGCUGGGCCUCAAGCACCGACCUGGUGCGGGAAAGAAGCAGAAGAAGGAGAAGAAGAACAGAGAUGAAGACAAGACAGCAGACAACUCCAGGAACGCUACCCAGACAGACAUGGAGAAAGGGUUCAUGGACCUCGAGGAUCUGACUACAAACUCCGACUGUGACAAAGCCCCAGAAGAGAAGAAGCUGGCGAAGCAAGUAGCUGCCCUUGAGGCCUACUUUGACCUUGCCGAGGGCGAGCUCAUGGCGAAUGAGACCAAGACGGAGCAGGAAGUGGAGGAGUCGUUCUCUUCAGACGACAACAUCAUCGACGAGGACGAAGUAGCGCAUGCAGACGUCAGGUUUCGACGGGAGGGGCAUGACCCGAACCCUCCUGAUGAUCCAGAUCCCAUGUUUGCCAAGUUCAAGAAGUACUACAUUCCCUUCCCCGAGAACAACUCCAUCGUCGCACAGCAAAACGGUAUCGUCUGUCGGGUGGAAACACACCCGAGAUCCGUCUUAGACGUCCAUGUUCCGUGGUACGAGCCAGAUGUCCAUUACAAGCUCUCUUUGGAGGAGGAGAAGAAGAAGAAAACGACGAGGGUGAGGGUCAGCGACGUUUCUCCCGAAAGCUCAGUAGAGAAGGUGUGGGAGCUCGUUAGCAAAACUUUUCUUUCCACCCAGAAGGCGUCACAACCGUUGGAAGUGAUUGUGUUCCCCGACCGUAGAAUGAUAGAUUUCAUUGUGAACUCCGACAGCCUCAAUCUGACCCGUUCUAGCCGUUCCAUCAAGAUCGGAAGACAGAUGGCGUCUGUAUGGUUCGAAGCUGAUCACAAGGAACGCGAUGUAGAACAUAACCAGACUGGACGCCCUCCAAAGUUGAAACAGGAGAAGCAGGAAGAGGAGAAGCCCAAGCUGCGCUGUAAUGAUUGCGAUCAGGUUCUGGUUUUCAAUCUUCUUUUCAACUAUCAGAAGCCAAUCAAGAAACUUUUCGAUAGCUGCGGUGUGAUAACUUCUAUCAAGUUCAAGUAUGUCGACGAAGUUCGCAAGUAUGUUGCAAGAAUCACUUUCGACAAGAAGGAGAGCCGGUGCAAAGAGCCGAGAACCUCACAGGCUCUAUCAUGUACGGAUACAAGCAUCAAAGACGCUCAUCUCAAGUGCAACGCAUUGAUUCCUACUGACAAGGACGGCUUUCCGAUCUACCAGAUCAACCCCCGGGUAGUCGACAACUUCACCAAGGUCGACAGGAACUUUAACUUCUCUCGACUCUCUCACGCGCAAAUGGAGAAGAUCAUACCUGGCAGCUCCUACAACUUUGACACUCGGCUGUGCGGGGGCGACUGGUACAGCCCGCCCGGGACUAUGGACCUGAAUGAUGGCGACAUAGAGCGAGGCAUGAUUGCGGCAAUGACCUACCAGACGACUCAUAAGGUAUAA